GAGGAUUUCGUGCUGAAAUUCGUAGGGAGAUGCGAUCUGUCUGAAAAUCCGAUGGGGGAUUGCGUCUUGGGGGUGAUGGCUUUAUCUUUUUUUGGGAAUAUGUGGGAGCUAGGUCAAAUUAGUUACAGGAGUCUGCAGUUCCCUAGAUCGAUGAUCUGAAACCCAUCCGCCGUUCACUUUCGUGAUUCGUUCUUCCUCUAAAUCGCGGGGGCUACUGCCAUUAGAUGUCAAUUCUGUCGUGAACAUUCCCUUUUAGGGCAAUUUCAGGGAUGGGGUCGGGAUUUAAAGCUUCAAUUGGGAGGGGGCUCAUGUGCUUAUUCCUUGAUUCCUGGCUAGAGUGGUAAAAGCCCGUUGCUGUUUUUGGCAGAUCCUCUCUUUUCUUUAUCUGAAGGUUUUACCCUAGCAGUUCUGAUCCUCAGCUAAUUUUGGUGGUGCUCAGGACAAUCCACGAACUUGUCCCUUUAUAUUGCAAAUGCUGAAAUUGGGAGUUCACAAUAUUGGGACAUUGCGUGUACUUGAAUUGCCAAGAUUAGAGCUUAAAAUUCAAAUCUUGAGCGCCGAAGUGAUAUACUUCAGUGGUUUUUUAACCAUGGCAGCUAGCCUUGCCAACAUUCUGCGUUAAAACUUGAGAAGGAACUGAGGGAGAAAUCAUAAAAUUGGAAGGAAAAUGUGAAAGGAGGAGGCAAGCCAUCUUUGGGCAGCAGUAGUUGGUCAUUAAUCUCUGAGAUCAAUAGUUUUCCAAGAUUAUGGCUUUUAAGAUAAUCCAGAAGGAGAAUGUGAAGUUCCAGAGAUCACGAUUAAAGCAUACUAUUUGCAAGAUUGAUUUGCAAGAUUAUAAGGCCCAUGGAUUAGAAAAAUCAUGGCAAGGAUCAAGAAGAUAAUGCAAGCAGAUGAAGAUGUAGGGAAAAUUGCAUUAGCAGUUCCUGUUCUAGUCUCUAAAGCAUUAGAAUUAUUUUUGCAAGACCUUUGUGACCGUACAUACGAGAUAACACUUCAAAGGGGAGCAAAGACUAUGAAUUCGCUGCAUUUAAAGCAUUGUGUGCAAAGCUAUAAUGUGUUUGAUUUCCUGAGGGAGAUUGUCAGCAGGGUUCCUGACUAUGGUCAUGGUCAUGGUCAUUCAGAUGCUGUCUCUGAGGAUAGAACAGUGUCCAGGAGAAGGAAGGCCACCAUCGAUGAUGGUAAUGACACUGAUGAGGAAUCCAAGAAGAGCAGGAUGCUUGAGAUGGCCCAUACUGGCAGCAGUGGCAGAGGAAGAGGCCGUGGCCGAGGAAGAGGCCGCGGGCGUGGUGGCCGAGCCACUGAGAGGGAGACUGUGCACCAUGAAACUGAAUCAUCUGAGCCGACCACAUCUCUGCAACCUGUCAACAAGAACAUUGUCAAUCAAGGAACAGUUUCAGAUCACAGCUCUGAGCCAAAGAAAACUGCUGAGGAAACUAUCACAGCCACUGAUGGUUCCAAGCUUGGAGCGCAUGGUUUUGAUCUGAACACUCAAGUUACUGAGAAUGAGGGCACCCCAGCGAAAGUUCCAGUAGCUGGUGUUUCAUCUGAGGAACCUAAUGUUGAUGAGGCCAAACACGAAGAAUAUCCAGGAUGGUCACUGUCCGAGGUUGACAAGAUGUCCAUUGACCCUCUUCAAUUAGCAAAUCUGGGUACCCGCAUUGAUGAGGAUGAUGAAGACUACGAUGAGGAGGGCUGAAACCAGGAGCCUCAUGUAGGAACUCUAGAUGGGUCGGAUAACUGGGAGAUCAUGGGGAGAGUACAUGAGGAGCAGAAGAGGUCCAAAUCGUCACCAGACAAGCGGUAUAUGCAUGUGGAAGAUUGUACCCUGUUUGGUGCUCCUUGGCAAGAGUUUAGUUCCUCUCUGCAUUUGGUUUGAUAUUGCAUCUGAAUUUUACCAUAUUGUAAGCUAACAUCAUCAUUCUCCAAGAAUGUAGUCCUUCGCUGUUAGAUUUUCUCAGGCAAUGUAGUCUUAAGAGAAUGUUAGAAGAACCAGGUUCUGCUCUUUUAGUCAUCCAUUAUUGUAGUAAAAAUUUGGUUAUCUAAAUGAAGCAAGGGUUAGGAAGGCUUCUCUCUGCA
Messenger RNA from Eucalyptus grandis, 2076 nucleotides. RefSeq names its product dr1-associated corepressor. Gene Ontology annotation, molecular function: protein heterodimerization activity. Gene Ontology annotation, biological process: regulation of DNA-templated transcription. The transcript is spliced from 6 exons. Gene Ontology annotation, cellular component: nucleus. The record is from RefSeq and is a predicted model, not a curated record. Lineage: Eukaryota; Viridiplantae; Streptophyta; Magnoliopsida; Myrtales; Myrtaceae. Bases 860 to 1696 code for a protein of 278 amino acids.